GCGAUCGAGUUUUUACUUUCACUGCUAGUAUUGCGAUAGACUGCGAAUAUUUUCAGAUGUAUAAGUACACCGAAUUACUGAAUAAAGUUUCAUAGGGUAGUCCGCGUCGAUAACGAAACCAUUCCUGAAGUGAAUCGAAGUGACAUGUGUCAGAAUCGAAUAUUGAUUAUUGUGCUGAUGACAUUAUUACUUCAUGGUGAAAUUAGUGUGUCAAUCGUAGAUGCCACAAUCUAUAGAUUCGUGCACGAUAUUGUUCAAUUUAACGUCGCAGGUGUACCUGCUGCGCACGAGAAAACAGAAUGGGACUUUGAUCCAGAAGACAGCAAACAAAGAAGAAUUCUGUAUGAACAGGAAAAUGGUCGUUUUGGGAAAUAUGCAAUAGCGAAACUAGGAAUGGGCAUUGGAUACAAAGGUCCAUGGGGAGAACUAGUGAAAAGUUAAACUUUAACAGUAAAUAUUGGCUAACUAUGAUUACGUUGACAACUUUCACCAUCCUCUUCCUCGCUCUUGUUGAUGAAAGUGUAGCUGUACUCGCGGAACCACAAGCACCUAAUUUUCAAUAUUUUGAACGGUAAGUGAAGCAAAUAUCUCGAAAUUUAAUUGUGGAAUAAAAAGUUAAACAAAAAUUAUUUACUUUGGUAUUAAAUAUCGGCAUCUAUGAUUUCAAAUGUUAUAAUGCAGUACUUUUCUAAAAAAAAAAUCUUAAAAAGUAUUAAAUAGUAUCGUAUAGUAAUUUUCAUCUUUACUUUUUAGGCCAAAGUACCGCUAUCCUUAUUAUGAUGAAAACGGUAAAGGAAAGCUGUUAUAUGGCUACGGUGGACCGGAAUUAUAUCAAUAUAAAACCUAUAGUGUUCUUGAAGGAAUUCAUUAAAUGAUCAUUUUGUUUAAAUUUUUAGAAAAUUGAAUAUAAAAUAUCAGUAUACAUAUAACGUAAUAUACACGAACAUGUGAUUAAUUCAUUAAAUAUACUCAUGAAACAUUAA
This is a messenger RNA of Solenopsis invicta (red fire ant), 983 nucleotides long. RefSeq lists its product as uncharacterized. The coding region runs from base 145 to 441 and encodes 98 amino acids. NCBI's taxonomy places the organism in Eukaryota, Metazoa, Arthropoda, Insecta, Hymenoptera, Formicidae. The transcript has 4 exons. The record is from RefSeq and is a predicted model, not a curated record.